AUGGCGGAGGACACCACCACCUCGCCGGCGGUGGCAACUCCCGCGGCCCAUGCCAACGCCGCAAAGGAUGCGACUGUCUCGCCACCACCCACAGCCUCGACCUCGACGGCAUCAUCCUUUACUUCAUCCCAGCAGGGCGAUGCCGUGCAACCGCCAUCAUCGUCCGUGCCGCAGGACACGUUGACCACCGUCGAAAAGAGUGACCGUCCAGCYCGGCCGGUUGUACAGAAGCGCCCCACUCUCUCAUCGCGCAUCACCCGCAUGUUCUCACAGCGCGAUGCCAACGAUGUUGCUCGGGACGGAGGAAAGCGCGAAGCCAACGACAAGAUACUCGAGUCUACACUGGAGGAUACAGGCAGUGGAUCAGACGCACGUCCGGACUUGCCGUCUAGAAGUUCGUCAAAGAAGGAGAAGAUGAGCUCCGCCGCUCGGAACGGAUCUGAUGUUAAGAAGGAGAAACGUGACGAUGCGGCGCAGACUGCGGCUUCGAAGAGAUUCUGGGUGGAUGACAACGGCGAACACUUCCACCAGCUCAAAGGCGCAAAACGACAGGAUAAGUUAUCCGACAUGUUUCGUGACUUGAUGCUCGGCAAGAAGAAGGAGCACGGCGAGGAACAGCCGCUGUCCCUGAUGUCAAGCUGGGUCGACCAGAUCAAGAAUGAAAAGGACAAGAUGGCCAGGGAGAAGAGGGAUGGUCCUAAUGCGACCGUGUCUCUUGUCCAAAAGUAUGGCAAGUGUCAGGAGAUUGUCGGCCGUGGUGCGUUUGGAAUCGUUCGCAUAGCACACAAGGCAGAUCCAAACAACUCAAAACAAGAGCAACUCUACGCCGUCAAGGAGUUCCGCCGGAGACCGCAGGAAGACUCGAAGAAGUACAGCAAACGACUCAACUCGGAAUUCUGCAUAUCCUCAUCAUUACGGCAUCCCAAUGUUAUCCACACCUUGGACCUACUUGAGGAUGCAAAGGGAGACUACUGCGAAGUCAUGGAAUUCUGCGCUGGCGGCGAUCUGUACUCACUAGUACUAGCCAAUGGCAAGCUGGAAGUCACCGAGGCCGAUUGCUACUUUGCCCAACUCAUGCGUGGCGUCGAGUACAUUCACGAAAUGGGCGUCGCACAUCGCGACCUAAAACCGGAGAAUCUUCUCCUCACCACACAUGGCGCACUGAAGAUUACCGACUUUGGAAACGGCGAGUGCUUCCGCAUGGCGUGGGAAACAGAACCACACAUGACGGCUGGUCUUUGUGGCAGUGCUCCUUACAUUGCUCCGGAGGAGUACACGGACAAGGAGUUUGACCCUCGUGCUGUCGAUGUAUGGGCUUGCGGUGUCAUUUACAUGGCCAUGCGGACCGGCAGACAUCUAUGGCGUGUGGCAAAAAAGGACGAGGACGAAUUCUACGAAAACUACAUUCGUGGGAGAAAGAGCGAGGAAGGCUACGCUCCUAUUGAGACUUUGCAUCGGGCGCGCUGUCGAAAUGUCAUUUACAGCAUCCUCGACCCCAACGCAAGUCGCAGAAUCAGUGCGCAUCAAGUGCUCAAUUCCGAGUGGGGAAAGGGGAUCAAGCUUUGCAAGGCUGGAGAGCAGGGUCUCUAG
Molecule: messenger RNA, 1590 nt
Organism: Ramularia collo-cygni
Lineage: Eukaryota; Fungi; Ascomycota; Dothideomycetes; Mycosphaerellales; Mycosphaerellaceae
Product: probable serine/threonine-protein kinase hal4
Exons: 2
Coding region: 1-1590 (529 amino acids)
Biological process (GO): protein phosphorylation; intracellular monoatomic cation homeostasis; intracellular signal transduction
Molecular function (GO): ATP binding; protein serine/threonine kinase activity
Source: RefSeq, a predicted model, not a curated record